Messenger RNA from Balearica regulorum gibbericeps (East African grey crowned-crane), 582 nucleotides. Lineage: Eukaryota; Metazoa; Chordata; Aves; Gruiformes; Gruidae. The record is from RefSeq and is a predicted model, not a curated record.
AUGGCCCGGAUGAACCGCCCCGCGCCGGUGGAGGUCUGCUACAAAAACAUGAGGUUCCUGAUCACCCACAACCCCACCAACGCCACACUCAGCACCUUCUUGGAGGACCUGAAGAAAUACGGUGCCACCACGGUUGUACGAGUGUGUGAAGUGACCUAUGACAAGACCCCCCUGGAGAAGGACGGCAUCACCGUCAUGGAUUGGCCAUUCGAUGAUGGAGCGCCUCCCCCCAGCAAGAUAGUGGAAGAUUGGCUCAACUUGUUGAAGACCAAGUUCUGCGAAGACCCCGGCUGCUGCGUGGCUGUGCACUGCGUGGCCGGCCUGGGGCGCGCUCCUGUCCUCGUCGCGCUGGCCUUGAUCGAGAGCGGGAUGAAGUACGAAGACGCCAUCCAGUUCAUCCGACAGAAGCGCAGAGGAGCCAUCAACAGCAAGCAGCUGACAUACUUGGAAAAAUACCGACCAAAGCAGAGACUCCGAUUUAAGGACCCUCAUAACCACAAGAACAAAUGCUGCAUCAUGUAACCUCAAUGACCUCUUGCCAAAAAUCCGUGCACACAGACACCCGGGCACUCGCACGCAUCC